AUGCAUCUACAAGGUGGCGAAGACCCCUCCGGGGUCGCUGAAGACCCCCGUACCUGUCUCCUUCUUUUCCUCCUCCUUGCCAGCCGGGGGCGGCUUCUCCUCGGGUUUGCCGGCACUUUUCCUCGCGCUCAUGUCGGCUGCAUCCCCCGAACUGGCUUCACAGCCGCCGGCCUUACCCCCACCUCACCUUCUGCAUCGAUCUGCCCUUGUCUUAAUAUCAGCAAUCAUCGUGUACCGGCUCUGGUAAAUCGUCGGCUAAGAAGGACCACCAAUCACAGGAGACAACCACGCGACCGAGUCAGGAUAAUCAAAACAAGCGGUAGGAAUGAGGAGAAGGGAGAAGAACGAUCAAUAAACAAUAAUUUAGUUCGCAAUAACCAUGAAAAAAAAAGAGGUCCUGCUUACUUUCAUAAUCCGAGUAGUGAACCACUCAAGGCUAUCACCACAGGCCAGCUACUGGAUCGGGCAGCAGAGAAAUGGCCGCAUAAGACGGCCAUUAUUUCAGCUCAUGAAAACAAAACACUCACAUUUCUGCAAGCAAAACAACAGGCUGAGCAGUUAGCUGCUUGCCUUCUGAAACUCGGACUGAGGCCAGGAGACAGACUAGCGCUCAUCGGAGUCAACACCAUACAUUGGUACAUUACAAUGAUGGCUACAGCUAAAACUGGAAUAAUAUUGGUAAUGGUGAAUCCAGCUUACAAGGCCAAAGAAUUUCAUUAUGUGUUAACACAAGUAAAGGCAAAAGCAAUCAUAACUGACCAAAUAUUUAAAACACAAGACUAUCCCAAACUUUUGACGGAGGUUGCACCUGGAAUUUCAUCAGCUCCACAUGGUGAACCUAUAAACAUCCCAGAACUACCAGAGCUCUCAUUUAUCAUUGUGGCAAGUGAAGAAAAGCUUCCGUGUAACAUCUUAUACGGAACUUCAACAAUGUACAUUGAUAUUUGCAAUGAAGUAAAAGCACUACUUCCAGGCAAUCAAAAGCUGGCAGAAGCAUGUUCAAAUAUUGAUAUAGUAGUAUGCGGUGGAUCGAUGUGUCCUCCCCAACUGGCAAAAGACAUUUCAAAAACAUUUCCAUCAUGCAAAAUCCAGUUCAUAUAUGGAAUGACUGAAGCAAGUCCAAUAUGUUUUGCUAACAAACUAGAAGACAGCUUUGAACAAAGGACAACCACAGUUGGAUAUCUCGCUGAUAAUUUGGAAGUAAAAAUAGUUGACAGAGAAGGAAGGAUGGUAGAUUUUGGAAUGCCAGGGGAAGCAUGGUUUAGAAGUUAUGCUAACUUCAUAGGAUAUUGGGACAAUGAAACAAAGACAAAGGAAGCAAAAACAAUUGACGGAUGGCUUAGAUCAGGGGAUCUAAUGAUCUUGAGGGAAGAUGGCUAUGGUAGUGUUGUAGGAAGAAUUAAGGAUGUUAUUAUCAGAGGAGGAGAAAACAUAUUUCCUGCAGAGAUAGAGGAUUUCUUAGUGCAACAUCCAGAAAUAAUUGAUGCUCAAGUAUUUGGUGUAUCUAAUGAUCGGUUGGGCGAAGAAGUUGCAGUAGCUAUAAAAUUAUGUGAUUCAUCAACUAUGACUGAAUCAAGCUUACAAGAACAUUGUAAAGGAAAGAUAUCUCACUUUAAAAUACCAAAAUAUGUCAGAUUUGUAAAGGAAUAUCCAACUACACUCUCAGGAAAAAUAAAGAAAUAUGUCCUAAGAGAGAUGCUUGAAGAAGAAUUAAAGAAAUAACAAUUUGCCUUUCAUAAUUUUAUAAUGGAGGCAUAGACAUAAAAUAGCAUGUAUUAAAAAAAUAACAAAUAAGUGUGUACUAAACUAAAAAAAAAUUUCCUUGUUUAAACUGAUAGCAAUAUAUACAAAACAAGUGUCCAAACGUGGAACUCGAUUAAAAUGAAUUAAAGAAUAAAUGAAAACACAUAAUUUUAUAAAAAAAAAAGUACAUUAGUUAAUCUUCAGAACUUGAACAAUAUUCCACAUGUUACUUUACGUUAAUGCCUCAAUUUCCAUGCUUAGGAAUCGACUAUAAUUAUUUAAUUGGAUUUGUACAUAUAAUAAACAAUUUUAAUAAAUACUGAAAUUAUUUAAUAUAUAUAUUUGUUUUUAACGGACUGUCAUUAUGUUAAACAGAAUGAUUUGAAACUACCCAACUCAAUUGAUAUUUAUAAUAUAUUGUAUUAUUUUAGCAUUAAAAAAAAUAUAAAAUUUUAAUGAAAGUUAUGUAAAAAUAUUUCAAAAUAAAUAAAGAACAUAUACAUUUUUUUUCUGAGGACUUGUCAGAGGAACAAUUAUGAUGAACAACUUAAUUAAUUUUUGAGAUGUUUUGAAACUUUACUACUCUCAUAUUCGAGUCAACUUUUAAUAAACGUUAACAAUAACAUCCCAUACUACAAACUUUAAUAAUAAAGUCUCGAAUGUCAUAAAUUUUAUAUUUAUAGAUUGAACCUCAAGUUCCUUAGAAAAUAUAUAUUAUUUAACAGUCCAGAAAAUAGAACAUAUAUGUAUAAACAUAUAUAUAUCAUAAUAUAAAGAGAAAUAGCCUGGUAUAGUUAAAAGAUUGUAGAACUUAUCUUGCGCUUUAUUUAUCUUUAAUUUGAUUUAUUUAAAAAUCUUUAUUUUCUAUUAGAAUAAAUGUAAAUGUAAUUAAUAGCAUUAUAGUUUUUGGUCGACAGCAGUAUUUUAACAAGUUUACAAGACCAAAUUGACACAAGAUAAACAAUAAUAAACUAGCAGUAAAUAUAAAGCCAUUAAACAAAAAUGUAAACAAAUUAAGACCUUCAAAAAAUUCAAAUAAUAACAGGAUCAAAAUGUAAGCAAUCAGGGAGUAAUAAAAAAUGUAUCACAUAUUUGUCAGGAAGCAUUUGCAUGAACAUGUUUAUUAGACUUUUUUUAAAAUUUAAAUGAGCUAUCAGUCACAAGACACUAUGUAUAUUAAAAUUAUAAAUUAUAAAUAUUAUAAAUUUGAUGAAAAUGAAAUAUAAAUAAAAUAUAUUUGCUAGUCAUAAUAACCAUAAGUGUAAUCUCUUUUAUUAUUCAAAUAAAAUUACAGGCCAUUGGUCACUAAUAAUUCUUUUUAUUUCACUUUCUCUUUUUGUGCAAUCAUUUUGGUCAUCAUCUAGAGCC
Molecule: messenger RNA, 3111 nt
Organism: Nezara viridula (southern green stink bug)
Lineage: Eukaryota; Metazoa; Arthropoda; Insecta; Hemiptera; Pentatomidae
Source: the annotation of a GenBank genome assembly